AUACGAUCCCUUUCCGUAAUCAUGAUACCCUCCCAGAAAUGUUCACUGCACACUGAGUCAAGGCAGGCUGCAUCCGUGCCAGCUAACGUCACAAACCUCACCAAGGGAAGCAGUUCCAGCCAUCACAUUAGGGGUGAGUUAAUUGCAUUUUUGACCAAAUAAAGCAAGCACAUUUUUAAGUUGAUAAUUCUGUACGGCCCCCGAAUUAUUUUAUAAAUAUCCAAAUGGCCCUUUACCGAAAAAAGGUUCCCCACCCCUGACAUAGAAUAACACAUUUCAGUGCAUUGGUUCGUGCGAGUUCUAAUGCAAAAACAAUGACAUUCGCAGUUCGUCAGCGAUAAAGUAAGCAAACUGCACUUGAUCGGCCAUGACUGAUGUCAACGCAUCAAACCACGAGAAGCAGGAAUGUCCAACUCAAAGGAGGCGUUUUUAACUCCCCGACUGCAAGCGGCAACUCUCGCCGGUCUUUUCAUGCAGCCGCAAUCGAUGUCGAACGCACCUAAUGACACUUGUGGGUUCACCUCACUGUGAGGCGGGACUUCCUAUCCAAACUGGCCAGAAGUUGAGGUACCAGAAGGGCUUGGUCACAGUAUAUCGCCGGUUUGUAUUAAAGCUUCUAGGCAGCUCAGCUAGCUGAUCUGGAAUAUUACGAUGCGGCGGGGGAUCUUAACGGCGAUGCUAACCUGAAGACGCCGCCUUAAAGUCGAGUGAAAAUGUCUGAUGUAAAUAAGACUAUCCAGAAAUGGCACGCAAGCUUUAGGAAAGGAACCGACUUUGAUUCGUGGGGACAAUUAGUGGAGGCAAUUGAUGAGUAUCAAAUACUUGCGAGACAGUUGCAAAAAGAAGUCCAGUCUACAAAUUCAUCCAACUUCACAGAAGACCAAAAGAAAACAUUAGGAAAAUUUGCAACAUGCCUGGAGAUGAGAAGUGCAGCCUUACAGUGCACGCAGUCCCAGGAGGACUUCAAAUUGGAAGAUCUGAAGAAACUGGAACCUAUUAUAAUAAAUAUCUUCACAUACAACAAAGAUUUCCCUUAUGAUGUGCAGCCAGUACCCUUGAGGAAAAUCCUUGCUCCUGGGGAGGAAGAGAACCUGGAGUUGGAGGAAGAGGAAGAUGCUGCCACUGGUAUGGGAUAUCCAGAAGCCAAUACCUCCAGAGUCCCAGCUUUGAAAGGUACAUUGUUGCCCCGGUUACCCUCAGAGCCGAGGAUGACAUUACUCACACUUAAAAUAGAGAAGAUUGGAUUGAAAGAUGCUGGACAAUGCAUUGAUCCUUACAUGUCAGUUAGUGUUAAAGAUUUGAAUGGCUUUGAUUUGAACCCAAUGCAGGAUACACCAGUAGCCACCCGAAAAGAGGACACUUACAUUCACUUCAGUGUGGAUAUAGAGAUCCAAAGACAUCUGGAGAGACUACCCAAAGGGGCAGCUAUUUUCUUUGAAUUCAAGCAUUACAAACCCAAGAAAAGAUUCACCAGCACAAAAUGUUUUGCCUUUAUGGAAAUGGAUGAGAUCAAACCUGGUCCCAUUGUAAUCGAACUGUACAAGAAGCCUACUGACUUCAAGAGGAAGAAGCUCAACCUCCUGACAAAGAAACCACUCUAUCUCCACCUCCAUCAGACUUUGCACAAAGAAUAAACCAAGAGCAUGGAAAGAACCUGGAGGCUCCUUUUCAACCGUAUUCUACUUUAAAUCAUCAGCUCAGUUUGAUAUACCACCUCCACUUAAGUCAGCAAUACUAAAACCCUGGUCAAAAGGCCUCUUAACUCUGUGACAGUAUGGUGUAAAACAGUAAAACAACUAAUGUUGGAGAAUACAUUUUGACACCUGGUCACAGGAUGAAGGUGGGAGAUACAACAGGCAACCCAGCAGAAGAAAAACAAACUACAAACCAGCUACGUCUGCUGUCUUCCUCUGCUCUCUUCUUGCAGGGAACAAGCCUCAGGUUAAAGAGCCAUGUUCCUUUUUUCAUCGGUGGUGCGGUAGAAGGGCCCAACGCUUCUCUAAUGUUACGAUGUCAGUAUGUUAUAAAAGACCUUUUGAGGGGCUGCAUUGAACUUGAAUAGGUUGAAUUAUACUUUCUUUCAAUGUUGUUCCCAUCACUCAACCCCCUGGUCUGCCUCUCUGCCGUCUUCCAUUUCUAUUAAAAUGCAUUUUUAGAUUUUAUUUUUGUAAUGUCUAAAUAUCAAACUGUAAAUGAAUCUACUAAAUAUACACAAAUCAGUGCAUUUAGUAGUGUGUGGCCUGAGAGCUGGAUGCCAGACUGAGGAUUUAUACAGGACUGUUUUUAACUGUUUGCCAAUUUGAGACUUAGUCUCCCCAUUACGUAACAAUGCAUUCGAGGAAGAUGCACAAUUAUGUUAAUAAUGCUAGCUAGCCUGUUCCCAAAAAAACGAUGGAGUGCAAUUGAGAGUUCUUUGAGAUAAAAUGAGUAAAUGGUUUUAUUAAAAAUGUUUGCAACUG
Hypomesus transpacificus is the source of this 2459-nucleotide messenger RNA. It is a transcript of the gene aida, whose product is annotated as axin interactor, dorsalization associated. The transcript is spliced from 11 exons. The record is from RefSeq and is a predicted model, not a curated record. Bases 714 to 1634 code for a protein of 306 amino acids. Gene Ontology annotation, molecular function: phosphatidylinositol binding. Gene Ontology annotation, cellular component: membrane. Gene Ontology annotation, biological process: determination of ventral identity. NCBI's taxonomy places the organism in Eukaryota, Metazoa, Chordata, Actinopteri, Osmeriformes, Osmeridae.